AUGCGGUUUAACGUCAACCUCUCCCUGCUCGGGCUCUCCCUGGGGCUCGUGGCGCAGGCCAUGCCCCAGCAGAACCUCGACCUGUCGGGCGAGUUCAGCCCGAUGAUGAAGUCCCAUUCGGCGCGCGGGCUGCCGGCCGCCGGCAAGAAGGGCGUCCUCUUCAUGAACCGCAUCGCGCCCUCGACGUCGGAGCUGUACGUGGCCAACGCCGACGGCACCGACGAGCGCAAGCUGCUGGGCAACAGCUCGGCCUACGACUACCACGCCGCCUUCUCGCCCGACGGCGAAUGGAUCACCUUCACCACCGAGCGCAACGGCGACGGCAACAGCGACAUCUACCGCUGCCGCCCCGACGGCUCCGGCCUGCAAAAGGUCAUCGCCACGCCCUCGCUCGAGGACGCGGCCGCCCUCUCCCCGGACGGCACCAAGCUGGCCUACGUCUCGACCGCCAACGGCUACCGCGCCAACGUCUGGGUGCUCGACCUCGCCACCGGCGCCAGCUACAACCUCACCAACACGCCCGCCGUCGCCGGCGACCCCGCCCUGCCCGACGGCCACUUCCGCCCCGCCUGGUCGCCCGACGGCGAGUGGCUCGCCUUCGCCUCGGACCGCAACACGGCCUGGCGCGGCCACGGCAACGGCACCGGCUGGGAGCACACCCAGGAGCUGUCCGUCUACGUCAUCCGCGCCAACGACACCGCCGGCGACACCUUCCGCCAGCUGGCCACCAAGUCGGGCUACUGCCUGGGCUCGCCCAAGUGGUCGCCCGACGGCACGCGCGUCGUCUACUACGAAGUGACGACCGAGAACACGUGGGGCGCGCACCGCCCCGAGUCGGUCGCCAGUGUCGUGUCGCAGAUCGUGUCGGUCGACUUCGAGACGGGGACGGACCGGCGCGAGCACACGUCGGGCGGGUCGCUGAAGAUGUUCCCGCAGUUUGUCGGCGACGCCGGGGACGUGGCGUUCCUGGUCAAGGGCGGCGACGACGAGGGGCUCAACUACACGGCGUACGGCGACGGGCGUGAGCAAGUCAAGGCGUCGAUCCGGUCCCCGGCGUGGUCGCCCGACGGCAAGACGGUCGUGUACGAGAAGGUGGGGUUCACGGCGCGGCCGAUGGAGAAGAAGCUGUACAGCUGGGACGGCGACUGGGAGUACCGCUUCACCGACGUGUUCCCCGAGCUGUCGCGGCAGGGCAAGAUGGUCAUCACGCAGAAGCAGCUGGGCAACUCGUCGGUGGUGAGCAUGAACCCGGACGGCACCGACGAGUUCGUCGUCUUCGACUCGUACAGCACGGGCGAGCUCAACGCGUCGACGGUCAGCCAGGGCCUCGCGGGCGCGUUCCAGCCCGCGUGGUCGCCCGACGGCGAGUGGGUGGCGUUUGGGCUGGGCCAGUGGUUCCAGGCCCGGGCGACGGGCAAAGGCAAGAUCUACCGCGCCACGGCCAACGGCUCCUACUACGAGGCCCUCACCGACGGCACCGUGCACUCGGGCUUCCCCAGCUACUCGGCCGACGGCCGCUACAUCGUGUUCCGCGAGUGGGGGGUGCGCUACGGCCUGCGCGUCAUCGACCUGGCCGACAAGAGCAUGCGCUUCCUCACCAACGCCACCGACAACCUGCCCGGCUGGUCGCCCGACGGCGACCGCAUCGUCUUCACCCGCAAGACCAGCGCCACCAACUUCGACGUCUGCACCAUCCGCCCCGACGGCACCGGCCUGCAGACGCUGACGUCGAGCGGCGCCAACGACGCCCACGCCGUGUGGUCCGCCGACGGCCGCAUCCUGUAUUCCAGCGGCAUGUACGGCUUCCGUGACGAGGCCGCCAUCUACGACCAGACCUUCCAGCCCUACGGCCAGAUCAUCGCCAUGAACGCCGACGGCUCCAACAAGACCAUGCUCACCGACAGUCUGUGGGAGGAUUCCAUGCCGCUGUACGUGCCCAACGAGUAUCUGGAGUGA
This is a messenger RNA of Diplodia corticola, 1956 nucleotides long. Its product is annotated as tat pathway signal sequence domain-containing protein. The transcript has a single exon. The coding region runs from base 1 to 1956 and encodes 651 amino acids. The record is from RefSeq and is a predicted model, not a curated record. NCBI's taxonomy places the organism in Eukaryota, Fungi, Ascomycota, Dothideomycetes, Botryosphaeriales, Botryosphaeriaceae.